Schizophyllum commune H4-8 is the source of this 1722-nucleotide messenger RNA. RefSeq names its product P-loop containing nucleoside triphosphate hydrolase protein. Gene Ontology annotation, molecular function: ATP binding; ATP hydrolysis activity. The record is from RefSeq and is a predicted model, not a curated record. The transcript is spliced from 5 exons. Bases 1 to 1722 code for a protein of 573 amino acids. NCBI's taxonomy places the organism in Eukaryota, Fungi, Basidiomycota, Agaricomycetes, Agaricales, Schizophyllaceae.
AUGCUUCGACUUGCGAAGCCGAACGUAGCAGCGCAGACCCGCUUCGAGCCGCUUGCUGCGCGUCGUCCAGGGCUGCUGCUGUUCUACCAUACGCGGUGCCACACUACUGAUGCGUCCAAAGAUGCCACACUCAUUCAUAUCCCCAAGGCAAACGUAUACCGCUUUGGCGACGGAAACCAUGCGCCGCCCGCGCUCCGGGACCUCGAGUGGACCGUGAAGCCUGGCGAAAACUGGGCUGUCAUUGGCUCCGGGACGGGACACAAGACGACGGUCUUCGAGACGCUUACGGGCCACCACCGUAUCACUCCGUACCCUCCGGGCGGGCCCUUACCCUUCCUCACGAAGAAGGGAAUAGAUCCCUUGACGAGCGUCACGCUCGUCUCAUUCGCGAACCGCGCCCGUGCGCACGGAGGCGGGUUCUACGAUUACACAGCUCGCUACGGCGCUGUCCGCGAUGAGGACCGCAUAACCCUGCGCCAGAGCAUGUUCCCAGAGACGAUCCCACGGGAGAAAUUUGAGUUUGAAGACGACGAUGCGGUCGAGCCGCCGCCUCCCAUAUCCCCUGAGAAGCUUGCCUUCUUCGGGCGCCUCGUCGACGCUCUAGGGCUGCAAGAGCUGCUUGACCUACCGCGUGUCGCGCUCAGUAAUGGGCAGACCCGCCGCGCGCGUAUCAUCAGCGCUUUGCUGAAGCAGCCCGAACUUCUUUUGCUUGACGAGCCGCUCACCGGCCUCGACGUGCAGAGCCGACCCCGCCUACUUCACACCCUGAAGGAGUUGCACGAAAACCGCUCGCCGUACAUCCUCCUCGGCCUGCGGACACACGACGAGAUCCCGGAGUGGAUCACACACCUCGCGCUUGUGCGCGGAGACCGCGUCAUCGUCGGCGAUAAAGCCCACGUCCUCGCGGACGAGGCCGCCCACCAGGCGCGCACCGCUGAGGAAGCGAAAACCCAGCUGGCCCCCGCCGGCGACAUCCUCGUCGACAUGCGCGGCGUCGGCGUAAAGUACGGGAACAGAGUCGUCCUCGACAACCUCGACUGGCAGAUCCGCCAGGGCGAGCGCUGGCACCUCCAAGGCAGCAACGGCUCCGGGAAGACGACGCUCAUGUCCCUCCUCACCGGCGACCACCCGCAGUCCUACACGCAGAAGCACCUGCACCUCUUCUCCAAGCCGCGCUCCCGCACGCCCACGCCCCAGCUGCACUCGCUCAUCGGCGUCCUCUCACCUGAGCUGUUCGACGCCUUCCCGCGGCGGCCGGGUGUGACGGCCUGGGAGGCUGUCGGCACGGGUUUCGACGGCGGCUUCGUGCCCGGGGGCGAGCAGGGCGUCGGUAAGGGUAUCAUGGCGCCGCCCGAUAUCCCCUGGCGCCUCUCGCGGAUGGAAGAGGUUUUCGCGGCUCUCGGCCCUGAUGCGUGGGUGGGGAACGCGGUUGGGGAGGCGACAGAGGCGUUCAAGCAGCGUCCCUUCGCGGACCUGACCAUCGGCGAGCAGCGCAUGGCGCUCCUGAUGCGUGCGCUGGUUGGCAAAGCACCUCUGGUAUUGCUCGACGAAGUGUGGAGUGGAAUGGAUCAGGGCAUGAUUCGUGCGGCGCGCAAGUACCUUCGAGGAGACGCAAUCAGCCCCGAGCAGGCGGCGGUUGUCAUCACCCAUUGGGAAGAGGAGGUGCCCUGGAAGAAGGAAGAGGGACUGAAGACCUUCCGACUCAACCCCAGAAAGUGGUAA